UCGUUUCGCAAAAACAGCAAUCAGGCGAACAACAAAUUGAACACUAAAAGAGAAGAAUAUUGAUCAAUUGCUGCUGUUACAAUGUUGAGAAGUCCACGAGUAGAUCAGGAAAAUCUUCCAAUUGGGGUGGCAGCUCUGAUCACUCCUUCCAGACACCCACUGAAGAGUGUUGUGGACAGUCGUGUAAACAAUGGCACACUUAAUCGAAUACAACAUUCAGACAUUUCAACAAAGAUAUUGUUUAAACGUAAACAAAAAUCAAAGAGGCUUAGUGCCCCGUUACAAAACUUACGGCAGCUGGUGCCCACCCUAGUCAAGACACUGACUCCAUCUCCAAUACAAGAGGAAUGUCUUAAUAAUGACAAGGAAACUAUUCAGGAUUUUCCUUCUUCCAAAGACAAAGAUGCAUCUGAAGAACACUUUAUGAGGAAAGUUGUUGGGAGAAAUGUGAAUGAAGUGGAACAGAAUGAAUCAAAGUUGAGGCAAGCAGAAUCUGUAGCCAGUAAAAUGGAAAGUAAUGAGUCGAUAAUUCUGCAGAUGAAUAAAGAAAGAUUACGACUUGAGAGGCAGUUAUCUCUUCUGAUGAAGGAGCAUGUAAUAACUAAAAAACUACAGCAUGGUGCUUCUACCACAACUACAACUUCAAAUGCUGGUGCACUUGAAAGGGAGUUAGCUUUGAAAACAAAAGAACAUCUUGAGCUGCAAGGGCAGCAUGAUCAGUUACAAGAGAUACUUUUAGAACUUCCAGUUCUGAAGAAGGACUUACAGAAAAGCAGGCAGGAGACAAAGGGAUUGAGUGAAGUUCUGUUCUCAAGCCGCAAGGAAACUGCCCAGCUGAAAGAUCUUGUGGCUAAACUGAACAAACAAAUAAAAAGCAAAGAAACUCUUAGUGAGAAUUAUAAAGAACUUAAAGGGACUUUAGAGAAUAUAACACAAGAAAGAGAUCAAAAUAUUUCUGGAGUAGAAAGACUAAGUAAGCUGCUGGAACAGAAGGACAGUGAACUUCAAAGAAACAGAAGUCACUGCACUACAUUAAAAGGCCUAGUGGAUAGACUUGAGAAUGCUUCUUCAGAAGCUGAGAGAUAUGUUGCCUCGAGUAAGGAGAAUGAAACAAUUCUUCAAUAUCAGAUAGAUGAACUAAGUUUGUCAUUAGAGACAAACUCACAGCUUCUAGAAGAGAGCAGAAGGCAUUGCAUGAACAGAGAUGAAGAACUUAGACAUUCAAGAGAAAGAGAAAAGGUGAUGAAAGAGCAAUGUGACAGACUAGUUGGACAAAGUGACUGUUUGACAGCAGAGCUUGACAUUCAUAAAAUGGAAAUCUCAAGGCAAGAAGAUGUUAUUAACCAACAAGAGACGGAAUUAAAUGCUUUAAAAGUGAAGCUUGCAACAUCCCUGGAACAACUAGAGUACGUACAGUCUCAACAACAGGAAAUGAAUGAAUUCACUGAAGAAGAACGAAGAACCCUGGAGGUUACAGUGUGCGAAAUGGAAAGCCAGUUAAAACUGAAUAAACUUGAGAAGACUGAAUUAGACGCAUCUUUGAGGAACAAGUCUGAGAAAUACGAAGAACUUGUUGAAGAAGUAAAACACUCAAGAGACCUUUUGCAAGAUAAACAGGAGGAACUGGACGCUACUCAAUCCCAGGCUCACUGGAUUGUCUUACAGCAGGAGGCAAUUAUCGCGGACACCGCAAAAGAACUGACGGAGAUCUCGGAUCUAGUCAACGACUUGCUUUGGAGAUUUAACAAAGAGUCCUCUCUUGCAGAGGUUGACUGUGAAGAGAAAGCGAUGCCAGAUGCUUUAAUCAUAAAAAGUCCCGUGAGUGACGUUAACAUCAAGUACUAUGAGCCUCCUAAGUCUCUUGUACAAAGUGUUUUGGAGGCAAGAGCGAUGAGAGUCGACGAGUUACGGCCACAUGAGGCACGUUGUAACAAAUUAAGCCCCAUUCCUGAAACAAGCGAAGAAGAUCAUGAAUGUUCUCAAAGUUCUGAAGAUGAAGAAAAACUGCCUUCAUUAACCGAACAGGCACUGGAACUUAAACAAACCAUGAGACAGCUGGCAGAGAUUUUUGGAGACCAGACUGCCUCGGUCCAGACACAGAACACAGUCAAGAGACUGGAAAAAGAGAGGGUUUCAAUGGAAGAACAACACAAGUCCUCUCUUCAAAAUCUCAUGUCACAACUGGAAGACUCAAAAAUACGAGAAAGCAGUCUACGCCGAGAAAUCUCUCGAAAGAACCAGCAAAUAUCAACACUACAACAGCAGCUGGAGGAAAGCAACAACAACCUACAACAUUCCUUUACAAAACUGGAUUCCCUUAGUGAGCAGUGUGAAAAGACGAUUGACCAACAGACUAGAAUAGCGGAGCUCACAGCAGACGUUCAGCGCUUUUCAGACCAAGUUAAAACGCUAGAAAGAGAGAAAGAAAGCUUGUCGCAGCAAUUGAAAGAAAGUCUUUCAACACUAGACCAACUGUCUGAAGCCCAACCGGGUGUCGACAAAACACAAGAUGUUCUUGGGACACUGCUGGCUGAGAAAUUCAAAUUAGAGAACAAGGUGCAAAAGCUGAAAGAAAAGUCAGUGACAUACCGAAUGGAGACUCAGGACUAUUUGUCAGAAUACAAAUGCAGAACAGAUUCCAAGAUUCGAGUCCUUGAAGGCAACAUUCAGAAGGCAGAGACGGAGAUAUUUCGUCUGGAUGGCUUGGUGGAAAAGAUUAGGCUCGUAUUGCACCAGUAUCACGAGGUAACAAGAAGCUGUCCAGAUUUGAAUAAGUUACUUUCGUUUCUAGACGGCGAGGAUAUACAAUAAACCGCUGCCACCUUGUAACCGCCUUAUACAUUAGCUACGAAUAACCAUAUGCAUCCGGGAUACUGUUAAAAUUUUCAGUCAGUUUUACAUUUAGUACACAUUCUUCUUAGUAUUUGUUUGACAUUUUUAAUGUAUAUCGAUAGUUGUUACCAGUUUGGCCUGGUCUAGACGUUCAGUCUCUCUCGGCGUUUUUUCGCCCAGCUCCCUACUGACAGAACACCUGGAACAGACUUCCACUAGUUACCAUACGUCAUCCACGCAGUACACUGUGCUUUGUAGUGUAUUAGCUUUAUUUUAAUCGUGUAGAAGGGCUUUCUCUGCGAGCUAUUAUCAUAUGAUUAAAGCAAGCCCUCAUGUA
Orbicella faveolata is the source of this 3169-nucleotide messenger RNA. RefSeq lists its product as uncharacterized. NCBI's taxonomy places the organism in Eukaryota, Metazoa, Cnidaria, Anthozoa, Scleractinia, Merulinidae. The record is from RefSeq and is a predicted model, not a curated record.